This is a messenger RNA of Rhineura floridana, 3646 nucleotides long. It is a transcript of the gene TRMT10A, whose product is annotated as tRNA methyltransferase 10A. The coding region runs from base 313 to 1242 and encodes 309 amino acids. Lineage: Eukaryota; Metazoa; Chordata; Lepidosauria; Squamata; Rhineuridae. The transcript has 8 exons. The record is from RefSeq and is a predicted model, not a curated record. Gene Ontology annotation, biological process: tRNA N1-guanine methylation. Gene Ontology annotation, molecular function: tRNA binding. Gene Ontology annotation, cellular component: cytosol; nucleoplasm; nucleus.
AUACAGCAUUAGCCCAACUACAAGCAGCAAUGUGAUAAGCACAAACCAAAGCACCGCCCAGUCACCCACCAGAGGGGGCGCUUCGCUCUCCGUCAACCUCGCCCACAUUCGCGAGGCGAGAGAGAGAGGAUUGCGUCAAUACUGCGCGCCGGCUGCUGCAACGAGUGGCGCGUGGGGAGAUCUCGCGCGCGAUUAAAGGCGUUUGUUGGUUGGGCUCGCUGCUUUUGCGCGUGAGCAUUGAAGGUAGAACUUUAUUGAUCCCACAAUUUGUAGCAUCUUCAGAGAAAAACCAGUAAGAUAAUAGAAAAGUUCAUGUCAUCAGGAAUGCUACCAGAAAACCUUGUGGCAUCCAAGGUUACUGAUGUAGAAGGGAAACACAACAUUGAUCAGUUAGAAACUGAAGAGCCAGCAUUGGAAAAAAUGGAGAAUAUUGAAGCUAUGUCAAAGAGGCAAAGAAAGAAACUAGUGAAGCAGAAACAGUGGGAAGAACAAAGAAACCUGCGCAAACAGAAACGUAAAGAAAAACGGCUGAAGAGAAAACUGGUGCGCCAGUCUCAAUUGGAAUCAAGCAAUGAAGGAAGUUUCAGGAAACGUAUGCAUAAGGAUGUUGCUCCUAGUACACUUCGCCUUAUUAUAGACUGCAGUUUUGACAAUUUAAUGGAGUUGAAGGAUGUCAAGAAACUUCACAAGCAAAUUCAGAGAUGUUAUGCAGAAAAUCGCAAAGCACUCCAUCCUGUACAGUUUUAUUUGACUAGCCAUGGGGGCCAGCUGAAGGACAACAUGAAUGAAACUGACAAAGGAUGGGUAAACUGGAAGGAUAUUCACAUUAAAUCAGAACAUUAUAGUGAACUGAUGAAGAAAGAAGACCUUGUAUACCUUACAUCAGACUCUCCUGAUGUUCUGAAUGAACUAGAUGAGUCCAAAGCCUAUGUCAUUGGAGGCUUGGUGGAUCACAAUCAUCACAAGGGCAUCACAUACAAAAGAGCACAAGAACAAGGUAUAAGUCAUGCACAACUCCCACUAGGGAUCUUUGUGAAAAUGAACAGUAGGAAAGUUCUGGCAGUCAAUCAUGUGUUUGAGAUCAUCCUUGCAUACUUGGAAAAGAGAGACUGGGAGGAAGCAUUUUUCACUGUGUUGCCACAAAGGAAAGGAGCCAAACCAGUAAAUGAGACAAUUGAAGCCUCCACAUGCAAGCCGCAAAAGUCAGAAAUAGUGCAAGAUGAAAUCUCAGAUAGCGACUGAGCUCCUCUGGAUGUUAAUUUAUGUGAAAGGCUCCCAGAUGGCAAUGGGCAGGAAGCUGAACUAAUUCAGAGUGUGGAGUUGUUUCUGGAGUGCUGCUUAUCUGUUAUCAAGCACUGAAUUGUUUUUGCUAGAUCUGGACUUUUAUUGUUACUGAUGAAAUACUUGAUUUUUGGUAACUUUUUAGCCAGCUAAAGGGCAUUUAAAUAUAACUUUGUUUCCCAAGGAAGCUGAUAUUUAUUUUUCUUUUUAAUAUUUUUAUUUAAUAUUCCCCAGAAGGUAACAUUUCCUUACUCUGAAGCUGGCAGCAGAAUUUUAGUGACACUGAACAUUUAAUUAUGUUCUUAAUUUUUAUGGUUAUAACUUAAGUUUAAUUCAUUCCUAUCCUGUCUGCUAUUCUUAAAUAUACCCUGCUCUGCCUUUUUGCUUUAUUUUUGAUUAUUUGGGGGCUCUCUGGUGAUUGUCUGAAAUGUUCGUACUGGAAUUGUAAAGUUGAAUUUGUUGAUUUGAAGGGUGGGGGGAGCUUUUACAUUUGACCUCCACCUCCUACUCUUUAUCUUAAUAUAUCUCCCCUCUAAUCCUGGGUGUACAAUUGCCUCCUAUGCUUUGAAGUGUCAGGAUUGAAACUCCAAUUUACAAUUCAACACUAUUGGAUAUGACCCUGCUGCAGCUAAUAUGGUAGCAUGUCUAAGGGCUAUUUCUCACUGUAGGUUAGCUCUUUCCUAAACUAAGAAAGUAACCAACAGAACUUCAGCCACCUCAUUUCAUCAGUAUUACCAGGCCAUCCAGAGGAGCCACAGUUUGCACUUCUCCAGCAUGUCUUCAAAUUACUUUGCAGUGAAGGAAGGACCUGUGUUGUAGUAAAUCCAAUGGAAGAAGGAACCCUAAGUGCCACUGCAGUUGGCUGAUGGUUGUAUGAUAAAAGCAAGCUUUGCAUAAUUUUUAAAAGGUAAGUAAUUUGCCUUUGCUUCCUUCUUGGGUGGUGGACUAAUCUACUGUAGGAGAAUUGGACCUCAUUAUUCCUAAUCUGGCUAAUGUCUGAUUAGAUUUGAUCAAUGGAUUCUGGGUAAAUGAAUGGUCAAGGGUUUGCCUUCAAGAGACGAGUUUUUGCUAAAGUGUUGCUUCUAUGCAGGAGAAAUGAAAAUGGACUAGGCACCCAAAAUGAGGAAGGGUGAGUGGAAAAUGAGUUAGUAUGCUAGGACAUGAGAAAAGGGGAACCAGAUUGCUCAUGUCUGGAACACUUUGUAUAGGCACAAGUGAACCUGUGUGCAUAAUCUCAAGUGUGGUUUGGGGUCAGGAUAUUUAGGGGACAAAACGGGACAUACUGACCAAAAGAACAAAGAAGUAGGAUUCUCAUGCUGACCACAAAAACAGAGAAGUAAGAUCACCCCUGAACACGUGUAAUACCCUCCUGAGAACAGGGAACUGGUGUCAUAGGUGACAUGUGCAUUUGUGCUGAACCAAUAGGAUAGCUAGAUGUUUACCUCAUUGGUGAUGCUACAGUGGGUUUUGCAAAGUCAGUUGGAAAGGAUAUUAAUUAGGUGCAGGAUAAAUAAUUGCAGUCUUCUCUUUGGAAUCUGAGAAGUCCUACAUCCAGGAAUAUAAAAUGGUUUCAUGUGGGGUUCUGUCGUUCUAAGAUGCUCUGUAUUAGGGACAAUUCUUUAUUAUAAUAAACUCUUUAAUCUAUUUCUAGUGUCUGAUGGUUCUGUCCUACUGGCUAAGCCAACCCUCAUGAACUAGACUGUGAUAGCUGAAGGACUAUCUGCAAUCAGUUUUUAUAAAUAAAUUAAGAUCACACCUUCAGAGAAAUCAGACUUAAAAACAAUUCCUUCACUACUACAUGUUUAGAUGCACAUGUACUGUGGGGUUAUAAUGUUGCAGGGUCAGAUUAAAAAAAGAACCCUGCAUCUUCAGAGGUCUUCAAUUUUCAGGAGUUUAAAUAACUGUAAAAUUCAGUCUGUUACAAGAUCUUGAUAUGAACUACCCAAAGGUUACACUUUUACAGCACAUAAAUAUAUACAUAUACAUACAUACUACAGAGAGAGAGAAGCAAGUCUUACUGAGUUCAGUGGGACCUAAUCACAGGUAAGAGUAUAUAGGAUAGCAACAUUAGGUCCUAUUGAUUACAGUGAGGAGAAGCAUUAGAAUUGCUUAAUAUUGGCUGCAGUAGCUUAAACUAAACCCUAAUUUUAAAAGCUGGCCAUAAAAUACUAUGUAGUAUUCUAAUGGAGUUGAAUGAUAGUGUUUUCAAUAUUAGACAAUCCAAAUGUAUGUUAAUCUUAAAAUAGCGGAGAAAUGUAUAGUAUUAGCUCCUCUUUUUGCCUUUUUCUUAAUAAAUAAACCAAUAUCUUGAGUAGGAAAUGUGCAAUUGUUGGCACCUAUUUUAGCCUGAAGAAUGAAUUUGCAG